Messenger RNA from Daucus carota subsp. sativus, 660 nucleotides. Its product is annotated as nodulin-related protein 2. NCBI's taxonomy places the organism in Eukaryota, Viridiplantae, Streptophyta, Magnoliopsida, Apiales, Apiaceae. Gene Ontology annotation, biological process: regulation of abscisic acid biosynthetic process; response to heat. Bases 48 to 482 code for a protein of 144 amino acids. The transcript has a single exon. The record is from RefSeq and is a predicted model, not a curated record.
AAAAACACUUUCAUCUCCAACAUUUCCCAAAACAUCAACUAACAAAAAUGGACGCUCUAUUCGGUGGCCACGACAAAAAAUCCGACGACAAAAAACCCGACGCCGCCUCCCACGCGGCGGGCGCCACGGCCGGGGACCACCACAAGCCCUCGAACAGCGAGCUUUUAGCCAGCGCCAAAGUGGUGGCGGACGCGGCGAUGGGGAAGGAAAAGGUGGAUAAGGGUAAGGUGGCCGGAGCGGCGGAGGAUCUGCUUCAGGCGGCGGAGGAGUAUGGGAAGCUGGGGGACACGAGCUAUGGGAAGUAUGUGGACAAGGCGGAGGAGUAUUUGCACAAGUAUCGUGAUACCACGGGCCAUGAUCCACCCAAGGCCGGGGAUGCGAAGCCGGCGGCGGGGUCCGGGAAAGAGGGGAAGGCCGAUGAGAAGGAUGGGGGUGGCAUGGGUGAUCAAGUUAUGAAGAUGGCCGGAGGUUUCUUUAAAUAGAUUCAUACUUUAAAUAGAUUCAUACUUGGUUUGAUGAUGACUUUAGUAUGAUGUUUUAACUAUGUUUAGUGUGUUUGUAUGGGGUGUGUGGUUUGGUUAUGAGAUGUUGGGAGGGGACGUGCAUGAUGAUGUAUGAUCAUGUGAAUAAUUUGUAAUGAAUUCCCAGGUUAUUGCUUUC